AUGGCCACGAACAACAGACCAAACGUGACCAGAGAAGAAAUCCUUGCUCUUCUCUGCGACUGGAAAGACCCCUGGACUUUCGGCACUAGAUGCUGGAUACAAUUCAAAAGAGAUGGCAACGGACAACUGUCUUGCGAUGGAGAACAACGAUCGUACCUAGCCGUGGAGUUCAGCUGGUCAUUUAAGAAUGAACCAUCUGAGCCAAGAACAGUACAGAAAAACAUUUUCAAGGCUAACAUAGAGAUAACGCUCAGUCCUCGGAUGCAUUCGAUGUACCACAAAAGCGCAUAUUGGCUCAAGGGUGCAGCGCUUCAAGAACACCUACAAAACCCUCCACCGCCCAGCGAAGCUCCUUUCCCUUGGGCUCCAGUUCAUAGCGCGGCCUUUCGUCCUAAAGAAUACGCAAUCACACUAUCACGUGGGCGUUUCAUCGACCCAGGUGACUACUGGAGGAAAGGCCCUUAUCCCAUCCUGCAAAAAAGCUCGUUCGACCUCCUCAAACCUAGUCGAUACGCGUGUAAACUGGUAUUCGAUAAAUCGCCGUUUCCACCGCGCGAGAAGUGGACUAACGACUCCAUCUGUACCUUUCUGGAUUACUCUCCAUUCUAUGAGUGGAAAGAAUUUGUGCGAGACAGCAUUGAUGCGAGGGACCAGACGUGGGUGGAGACGCUGAAUUUGGAUUGGUGGUUCAGUCCUUCCAGUGGGGAGGGAUAUCAGAGGAACAGCUAGAGGUGAAUCAUUGGUUGGUGAGACUUUUGCAGAAUGUUUCUCCUGUUGAAU
Periconia digitata is the source of this 780-nucleotide messenger RNA. NCBI's taxonomy places the organism in Eukaryota, Fungi, Ascomycota, Dothideomycetes, Pleosporales, Periconiaceae. The record is from the annotation of a GenBank genome assembly.